Messenger RNA from Sceloporus undulatus (fence lizard), 1452 nucleotides. RefSeq names its product inhibitor of growth family member 4 (gene ING4). The transcript has 7 exons. Gene Ontology annotation, cellular component: nucleus. Gene Ontology annotation, biological process: regulation of DNA-templated transcription; positive regulation of apoptotic process. Bases 96 to 764 code for a protein of 222 amino acids. Lineage: Eukaryota; Metazoa; Chordata; Lepidosauria; Squamata; Phrynosomatidae. The record is from RefSeq and is a predicted model, not a curated record.
UCCCACUUGGCUGUCCGCCUUCACUGUUUCAUGGUCUCUUCCUUUUUCUAGGUAUUGAGAAUUUGCCAUUUGAACUACAGAGAAACUUUCAGCUUAUGCGAGAUCUCGACCAACGAACAGAAGAUCUUAAAUCAGAGAUUGAUAAAUUGGCUACUGAGUACAUUAGCAAUGCACGGACCUUGUCUUCGGAGGAGAAACUGGGGCUUCUGAAGCAAAUCCAAGAAGCGUAUGGGAAAUGCAAGGAAUUUGGGGAUGACAAAGUGCAGCUUGCUAUGCAAACAUAUGAGAUGGUAGAUAAGCAUAUCCGGCGGUUAGACACAGAUCUUGCCCGAUUUGAAGCUGAUCUGAAAGAGAAACAAAUUGAGUCAAGUGAUUAUGACAGCUCAUCCAGCAAAGGCAAAAAAAAAGGACGAGCCCAGAAAGAGAAGAAAGCUGCCCGUGCUCGCUCCAAGGGGAAGAAUUCUGAUGAAGAGGCACCAAAGACAGCACAAAAGAAGCUGAAAUUAGUCCGCACCAGCACAGAGUAUGGAAUGCCUUCUGUUACCUUUGGCAAUGUGCACCCUUCUGAUGUACUGGACAUGCCUGUGGAUCCCAAUGAACCUACGUACUGCCUCUGCCACCAAGUCUCAUAUGGGGAAAUGAUUGGUUGUGACAACCCAGAUUGCUCAAUUGAAUGGUUCCAUUUUGCUUGUGUGGGCUUGACGACAAAGCCACGAGGGAAAUGGUUCUGUCCUCGCUGUUCCCAGGAGAGGAAGAAGAAAUAAAAAUUUACUUCUUCUAAGCUGAUAACUGUUUCCAGAGAAUUCAACUAUGUUCCUGGACUUCAGCACUCUUUUCCCAGUUCCUGGGGCCUCAUAGUUAGGGGGUCUCACCCUGGGUGAGAAGAGUUGCCUGUGAAUGGUUUGUACCCCUAUGAUGGUUCCCUUGUGUGUGUCCUGAAACACUCACUACUUGCCCUUGAGGGGGAGAUGGAGUAAGUCCUCUUCUUUUCUACAGCCUUAUACCCUCCACAGAUUUCAGAGCCUGUAUCCACUAAAGGAAACCAAGACUUAUUGGUGGGAGAAGGAAUGAUGCCUGAAUAUCUAAUAGAAGAACAAAAUAUUCCUUCCAGAUUUCCUAAGCUUGUCUCAGAAGAUGGGCAGCCAGGGGCAGCCCUUUAUCCAGUAAGUGAUAUAAGAAGAUAGACCUCUUAUUCUUUCUCUCCCCCCACCCCCAAACAUUCCAUUUUUCAAAGGGAGAGGAAUGGUUUCGAACCAGCUGGAAUGUGGCUCAUUUUCUUCAUGGGGAAAACGUUCUAUGAGGUGAGAGUUCCCUGAUGCCUGCUGAAUGAAAUGUUUAUGGAUUUUGUAACAGAGGCCUGUCCAGCUCCCUCCUCCCUUGGUGGUGCUUUUUUUGGGGGGAAACCCCCUUGUUGUAACAUGGCAUUAAAUAAAUAAAGUCAAUUCAACAAAC